AUGUCGUCGUCGUCGGAUAAUUUCAACGCACGCAACCAGAGCUUCAAGCUCGACAAGCUGUUCGACGUCUCCAACAAGGUCGCCCUUGUGACCGGCGGCGGCAGCGGGAUCGGGCUGAUGAUCACGCAGGCGCUGGCCACCAACGGCGCCAAAGUGUACAUCUGCGGACGCACCGAGGAGAAGCUGGAGCGCGUGGCCGAGCUGUACGGCAAGGACAUCCCGGGCCAGAUCAUCCCGUUGACGGCGGACGUGUCGCAGAAGGACGACAUCAAGAAGCUGGUCAGCGAGAUCUCGUCCAAGGAGAAGUGUCUGUGCAUUCUGGUCAACAACGCCGGCAUCGCGCUCAACACGCAGCAGACCGAGGCGUCGUCCGCAGAGGAGAUGUCCAAGAACCUCUUCGACGACGAGAACGAGACAUUCGACAUGUGGACCGACACCUACCGCACCAACGUGCCGCAGCUGUUCUUCACGACGACGGCGUUCCUGCCCCUGCUGCAGGCGGCGCACCAGCACCACGACAACUUCUCGGGCACGGUGAUCAACAUCUCGAGCAUCUCGGGCAUCGUCAAGACGGCCCAGCACCAUUUCGCGUACAACGCGUCCAAGGCGGCCGCCAUCCACCUGACGCGCAUGCUGGCCAACGAGGUGGCGCAGAACGGGCUCAAGGUGCGCAUCAACAGCAUCGCGCCCGGCGUGUUCCCCAGCGAGAUGACGGCCCAGGAGAGCGGCGACGACCAGAAAUCCCACAUCCCCCGCGAAAAGUACGCCGACAAGGUCCCCGCCCGCCGCCCUGGCGAGGACCGCGACAUGGCCAACGCCGUCCUCUUCGCCGCCACCAACCAGUACCUCAACGGCCAGACCGUCGCCGUGGACGGUGGGUACAUCCUGAGUGCGGGAAGUGGGCCGUGA
Molecule: messenger RNA, 909 nt
Organism: Fonsecaea erecta
Lineage: Eukaryota; Fungi; Ascomycota; Eurotiomycetes; Chaetothyriales; Herpotrichiellaceae
Exons: 1
Coding region: 1-909 (302 amino acids)
Molecular function (GO): oxidoreductase activity
Source: RefSeq, a predicted model, not a curated record